UGAGGACUGUUGUUGUGCGUAUCAAUACAGUGCCUACGGUAACCGAAGCUGCAGACGAGGUAGCUCGUCGCGCUUCGAGGUACGACACUGAGGAAGAGCAUUCAGAGUCACUGCGAGAUACAAAACAUCAGUUUUGGCCUAGACUGGUUGGUUUACAGAGAUAUCCAAAGCGAUUGUAUCGGCGACUACUGCCGACAGUUUGCAUAGCCAGCCCCGCUGUACUGCCGGGAAAAUGAGGCUCAGCCCCGGCUUCCUGAAGGUGCAAGCUGCAUCCAAUGGGGAUCGCGUCGUCCUUUCGCUUUCAAACAUCGGCCAGCCCGAUGCACCACUUCAUUUUAUUGCGGUCCCAAUUGAUGGAUUCUGACAUGGACUAUGAGAGGCCAAACGUUGAGACUAUCAAGUGCGUGGUGGUGGGGGACAACGCCGUGGGGAAGACCCGCCUCAUCUGCGCACGAGCCUGCAACGCCACGCUCACGCAGUACCAGCUGCUAGCCACACACGUGCCCACGGUCUGGGCCAUCGAUCAGUACCGCGUCUGCCAGGAGGUUCUGGAGCGGUCCAGGGAUGUGGUGGACGAUGUCAGCGUGUCACUACGCCUCUGGGAUACUUUUGGGGAUCAUCACAAGGACCGGCGCUUUGCCUACGGCAGGUCGGAUGUUGUGGUGCUGUGCUUCUCCAUCGCCAACCCCAACUCUCUGCACCAUGUGAAGACCAUGUGGUACCCUGAGAUCAAGCACUUCUGCCCCCGUGCCCCUGUCAUUCUGGUCGGCUGCCAGCUGGACCUGCGCUACGCUGACCUGGAGGCUGUGAACAGGGCACGGCGCCCCCUAGCCAGACCAAUUAAGUCCAAUGAGAUCCUGGCACCGGAGAAGGGCCGCGAGGUGGCCAAGGAGCUGGGCGUGCCGUACUACGAGACGAGCGUGGUGGCGCAGUUCGGGGUGAAGGACGUCUUCGACAACGCCAUCCGAGCCGCGCUCAUCUCGCGCCGCCACCUGCAGUUCUGGAAGUCCCACCUCCGCAACGUGCAGCGUCCACUCCUGCAGGCUCCCUUCCUCCCGCCCAAGCCCCCGCCGCCCAUCAUCACCGUGCCCCCGCCCCCCUCCUCCACCGAGGAGCACCCCGGCCGCCUGCUGGAGGACCCCCUCUGCGCCGACGUAGUGCUGGUCCUCCAGGAGCGCCAGCGCAUCUUCGCCCACAAGAUCUACCUGGCCACCGCCUCCUCCAAGUUCUACGACCUGUUCAUCAUGGACCUGUGCUCCCAGGAGAGCGAGGAGGAGGCGCGGCCUCACCGCCCCCCGCCCCUCAGCGGGCGGGAGCUGCUGAUGCGGGCGGCCAGCUUCGACGUGUGCGAGAGCAGCGAGGAUGGCAGCCGGGCCGGCCUACGCGCCUGCACCAGCGACGGCACCCUGAGAGGCGGAGACCGGCGGGGGAGGAUGCUGUCCGCCUGGAGCCGCGCCUUCGUCAGCAUCCAGGAGGAGCUGGUGGACGACCCCGUCACCUACAACCCCAGGCUGAUGACGGUGGUGCGCAUGGACCCCUCGGUGCAGCUAGGGCCCUUUCGCGCGGUGCUGCGGUACUUGUACACAGGGCAGCUGGACGAACACGAGAAGGAGCUGAUGCACAUCGCCCACAUCGCCGAGCUGCUGGAGGUCUUCGACCUGCGCAUGAUGGUGGCCAACAUCCUCAACAACGAGGCCUUCAUGAAUCAGGAGAUCACCAAGGCCUUUCACGUGCGCCGCACCAAUAGGGUUAAGGAGUGCCUGGCCAAGGGCACGUUCUCAGAUGUGGUCUUCAAAUUGGAUGAUGGCACCAUCCUGGCCCACAAGCCUCUGCUCAUCUCCAGCUGUGACUGGAUGGCAGCCAUGUUUGGGGGGCCCUUUGUGGAGAGCUGCACUAAAGAGGUUCUGUUCCCCAACACAACACGCAGCUGUAUGCGGGCAGUGCUGGAGUACCUGUACACCGGACGCUUCUGUUCACGGCCCGACUUGGACGCCAUGGAGCUUAUCGUCCUGGCCAACCGCCUAUGCCUGCCUCACCUGGUGGCCCUUACAGAGCUGUACACAGUCACAGUUCUAAUGGAGGCCGCCAUGAUGGGGGCUGAUAUCGACGGGGAUGUGCUGGUGUACCUCGAGAUGGCUCAGUUCCACUGUGCCCAUCAGCUCACUAACUGGUGCCUUCAUCACAUCUGCACCAACUACAACAGUGUUUGUCGCAAAUUCCCCAGAGACAUGAAGGCCAAGUCCCCAGAGAACCAGGACUACUUUGAGAAGCACCGCUGGCCUCCAGUGUGGUACCUGAAAGAGGAUGAUCACUACCAGAGAGCGCGAAAGGAGCGGGAGAAGGAGGACUACCUGUACCAGAAACGCCAAUGCAAGCGCAAGUGGCUCUUCUGGAACCUUCCCUCCACCUCCACCUCCUCCUCUUCUGGUUCCUCAGCUGUAGUCUGAACGGUUUCAUGAGGAGGUGCUGGGCACAAAUCUAGAAACCGGAGGGAUGGGUGUGGAUUGUGACGUUUCACCAAGGCUGGUGCCAGCGAGCUCAUUCAGGCCCAUCCUCUCCAUAGCUGUGUCUGCAACGGAGCUGUGCUUUCCCAGGUCCAAGAGAUCUCUCAUGCUGUGAAGGGGAAAGUGGUACAGUUGUUCAAGGCUGUUUUUUGUUUUGUUUUGUUUUUUUUGCUGCUGGGAGAUUUAUGCCCUCACUCCUGCACAGUUUGACAGAGCACAGAGAUGUUCAAACUUUGCCUACAUCUUCAGACUCUGGAUGCCUGAUGUCCUGUUUGGAGGAAGUGCAGCCAAUAACUGAUGCUGACAGUAUAUUGCUGUUAUUUCUACAGUCACCACCAGAUGGAGUGAAACCUGAAUAACCUCAAGAAAGUUUGCAUGGUGGCUCCUGGACUUGUCUGUUCUUGAAAUUGAUAACCAAAUGCUUAUCAGCUGCAACAGAACAAACAGCAAAGACAGACAACCAGCAAAAAAACAGCAAAACAAGUCUCAGCCGUUCAACAUUGAUUUCAGAAAACACUUAAUAACAACUCCCAUGCCAAUAUUAUCACUGUCUAAGCUACUGUUCAACCAGUGGACCUCAAGGACACAGACAUAGUAUCUUGAUCAAACAAAAUGGAUGUAAUUGGUCCAACACUGCAGCUUGAAGUCUUGCUGAUUAGGCAAUUACUUUGAGCGAAAAGAGUAACAUUAAAGACACUCUUCACACUCCUAAACAACAGUCAAGAGUUCUGAAUUGAUCUUGAAGGAAAAGCCGAAGCUUUGAAUUCUUGGUUGUGAUGUUUCUAUACAUGUGGGCGUUUUGUGUUAAGUGGUGGCUCUGAUGUGGAAGUGAUAGUGUGUGUGCCCCGUGUGCUGUCUGUACAGUAUCUUAGUCUGUGUCCCCGUGCCAGAAAAAGGGCUUCUAUUAGUAAUGUGGCAAGUCACACAUGCUCUACAGAAGACUUUUUAAAGCCAGUUAAUGGUCUGGAGUCAAGGGAACUUCUGUCACGUCAGCCUUUUACUCUUGUAAUUUCACUGAAAACGAAAUCUUGUGUUUCUGUUUUGAAAUGAUUGAAUGUUUAUUUCGAUAUGUUUUGCACUAUGAAAUCAGGUUUCUUUUUUUUUUUUUAAGCUGCAAAUUGUACAUUCUUAAGGCUUGUGCAAUUUAUCUGACACCUACAGCUGCACAGGUUUAUUUUGCAGGUUUCAUUGGCAAACACCACUCUCAGCAAGAACAUCUUCUGUGCUAACAAAAUGUAAAAAUAUAUAUAUAAAAAAAGAGGUAACACUAAGACAGUGUUUUUCAAAGCAGUGGCAAAAGUAGUGAUUGGUUCUUCUGGGAAGGUUCUUCUAAGUGAACCUGUGCUGUGCAAAGAUGAGAGUAACCAAAGGUUUAUUCUGAAUUUAAAAAAGAAUAAUAGAAAAGUAGACCGAUUUAUUUGCCAUUUUGUUGGCGGCGCUGAUGAUGCUCACAUGGAGGUCUGCCUCAUGCCUGAGCCUGUUCAUCUCCCUCUUCCUCCUCAUCACCAUUUGAGAACUCCCCACAGAAAGUCAUAUUUACCACUGUGCUGAUGAGAGCCUGAGUCAGGAACACCACAGAUAGCACUGAAGCCUCAACAGUGUCUCAUGGCCCCCUACGUUAGCACCAACCAUGUGGAGACAGAUGGACACUGGAGCAUUGCCCAGGAAAUCCAGAAUGAGUUCAUCUGUGAGAAUCAUGAACCUCUCCAGUAUCUUGUUAAAAUCAAGUGCAGUCAACUCAGUGUACACUUUCAAGAAGUUCAAUAAAGUGUUUUCUUUUAAUAUAUAUAUAUAUAUCUGUGAUCUUCUCAGCUGUCUUUGGAAAGAAGGUCAGUUGUCUUGCAGUGCUUUAUGAGCAAUGUAAAAAUUAGAUGCUGUUGGCUUGGAAGGCAAGACUGGACUAUUUCUUUUCUUGAUGUUGUUGUCGUUUAUUCAGGUUUAUUGUUCAGUGGACUGUUUUUUAAGCCCAUAGGCUCUUCCUAAGGCAUGUGUUGCCGUGCAGUGUUGAUGAAAACUGUAGGCAGUUGCCUACUGAGCAAAUGAAAAAAGAAAAAAAGUUUUAAAAAAUACCAACACGUACCUGAUGUAUAGCAACCAUACUUGAUGUGUUACUCAUGCCCAUUUAAAGCGAUAACGUUAUGUGCUUGUAAUAAAGUGUAUGAUAAUCCCUAUUUUUAUAUUAACAGUACGGCACACUCCCUUGCACCUUGUAUGCACAUGCACAACAUGAAUUGCAUUUACAUGCACGUAGUGACACAUUUAUGAAGUGUGCAAAAACUACUUGCACAAUUUACUUCAUAUGCUAUGGAUUUCCAUUGAAAAUCUAAACGCUAUCUGGAAAUGUUUCUGCUUGACUGCUCAAAGGCAAAAGUAGAAGGCAUGUGCAAGACUAAAACUGUGAUAUUAAAGUUACAGAUGGGUAAAAAAACUAAACGCAGUUGUUAACAGUAUUGUUUUUAGAGUAAAUGAAAAGGAAAGGCACACACAUACAGUACAGUAAAGGGAUGUCUGGGGUCAGUUUUGUUGUUGAUACCAAUGGAAAGAUGAAGAAAUAAAAUGAUUGUUUAUAGCUGCAGUUACCUGUAGUGUGUCCCAGUUAGACUUGUCCCUCCUUUUUGUGAGGUCUGUACGAUUUCGCUUUGUAUUGUGGUAUUCCAUUACAACCCAGUUGUAUUUAAAUAACUCCAUUGUAAUUCAGUCACCAGGCUGACAACAGUAAGUCUUAUGGGCUAAGUUGUACCAUAUUAUGUUACAGGAAGUAAAGUGAUAGCGAUGUAUUACGCAUUUGUGCCAUAAUGCACAUUGUGUUAUCCUCUUAUUGUUGUCAUUAUGCCUCGGAAGCAUUGUGAGUGUAUCAUUUGUGCACAUUAACAAAGAGAGAAGAAACCAUAAGUAGUUUUUCAUUUGAGACUUGUGGGUGAAUUUCUUUGUAUGUAUAAUAAUCCAAGAUAUCUAGAUGAUGGUAUGAAGCAGAAAUGCACUUGACUGGCUUCUCUCAUUAACUGAUGCACUGCAUGAGACAGGACACCUCAUGCCUUAAUUUAUUAUGUGUGCAGUAUGAUGGUAAAUGUAUGUACAGUAUAUGUUUGUGAAAAUGUGUUUAUGGAUACAUACACAAUGUGAACCCACAUGUAUUCCAUUGUAUAACUGUGCCAUUCUACCCCAUCCUCUGACACAGACCACAUGCUACGUCAAAUUAAUGCAGGAAACCCCACUUUUUAUUUAUGAAUAUCUACUAGGUUCUUCAGAUGGAUUUGUGUGUGUGUGUGUGUGUGUGUGUGUGUGUGUGUGUGCGCGCAUUACAACCUAUGAUGGAUAAGGCGUGUAAGUCCAAGCUUUAAAAGUAGUUGGUACAACCUGAGGUUUUGUGGCUGUUGGUAAUGAACCCAUACAUUUUAUUUUUAAAAAUAGAUGCUAACCGAUUCUGUGCACUAGGCAGUAAGAUAUAGCUGAGCUUGUGCGAAUCGCCUGUGCAUCUCCAGCAAAUGCCGCCCCACUCUCGCCAGGUGAGCUUCAGUAGUCUUUGGAGCCGAGACACUCAAAGCUUGGACUAGAAAACAUCAGGUGCUAAGUGCAACAACAAAAAAAGUUUUUACUCAGAACUUCUGGAGUCCCUCUCCACGUGUUUAGGUGCUAAUACCAGCGCUGCAGAGAAGCACAAACCAAAGGGAGCUUAUAGCAGCACCAGGAAAAGAUUAUGCUGUACAAUCACUAUAGCGUAGAAUCGUUUUAAUAAAGAAGCCUUGUGACGUUAAUGGCUGAAUACAAAACUUGAAUGUUUUCUCAACGUUAUACUGAAUUGACCUUUUCACUAUAUAAGUGUCAUUUUAGUUGUUCUAGGCAUAAAAUUAAAUAAUAAAACGGUUGUUUGUAUCGUUUGUUAGGAGCCGUAAAUCUGGAAUUCUGUAGCAUGUGUCCUUGAACAUGUGUAAAUAAUGUUUAUUUAUUAAAUGAGUAAGCAAUUAA
Messenger RNA from Conger conger (European conger), 6470 nucleotides. Its product is annotated as rho-related BTB domain-containing protein 2-like. Lineage: Eukaryota; Metazoa; Chordata; Actinopteri; Anguilliformes; Congridae. Bases 276 to 2447 code for a protein of 723 amino acids. Gene Ontology annotation, molecular function: GTP binding; GTPase activity; protein binding. Gene Ontology annotation, biological process: small GTPase-mediated signal transduction. The record is from RefSeq and is a predicted model, not a curated record. The transcript has 10 exons.